AUGACAAAUGACAUCGAAACUCAAGCGGAUCUUUUCGAAUUUGACGACGAAGAUGUUUUAUCUGCUACAUCUUCCGCUGAUCUGAACGACGAAGUACCACACGAAGAUUUACCUCCUGAGUUAUAUAACCAGAUUAAUGAGUGUCUUCAAAUUGAAGAGAACAAACAAGAUGAUGAAUUAACUGAAUUCAUAACGAAAGCUCGAGAACAGGAUUGUAACUGUCUUGAUCUAUCCAAAAGAAACAUUGCUCAAUUUCCUGUUGUCUUACUCGAAUAUCCUUCGUUAGAUUAUUUAUAUUUAGAAGGUAAUCAAUUGACAGAACUGCCCGAUGAUUUAUUUCUCUGCUUGCCAAACUUGAAAUGGAUCGAUCUGCGAAACAAUCAAUUAACUCACAUUCCUUCAAAUGGUCUCGCUAAGCAUCCAUCCUUGAGAUAUUUGUUAAUCGGAGGGAACUUCAUACGUGAAUUACCUAUUGAACUAGGUCAGAUUGCUUUUGUUUCUCGUCGUUCUGUAACUUGUUCGUUUUCUUCAGGUAAAGUAAAACAUUUGUCAACUCUCAACCUUGAUGGUAAUCCAUUAGAAUAUCCGCCAGCGGAUAUUGUUAAACAGGGUAUUAAAGCAAUUCAACAGUAUUUACGUGAUGAAUAUGUUCGACAAGAAACACUCGAUUCCGAAGAUGAAAACGAUCACGAAGAACAACAACAAGUCGACAUCGUUCCCGACGUUUGGGCAUCCGAUGAUGAUGAUGGAAAAGAUAAUCAACGGCGAAAAGCAAGGUUCUUAUCUGCACUCGGAUUUGAGAAAUUCAUAGAUCUAACAAAAACAAAGAUAAUUCCAAAACAAAACAAUCAAGUAACGAAAACAGUAUCUGCUGAUCCAGUGGGAGAUGUCUAUGCAGCUCGAGCACUGGAAGAACAACGACUACGACGUUUGAAACAUCGUAAUAUCAAAAUUAAUGAAGAAUUAGAAAAAGUUAAAAGCAAAGAGUAUCUAGAUGAAUGGAAGGAAGAUUACCGUUCUAGUCAGCAACAAUUACGUCGUAAGCGAUUGGUGAAAGGCAGAGAUUAUCCCGAAGCUGUUGUACAAGCUCCCUUCGGGAUUGAUCCAAAUUAUAUUCAAGUGAUGAAUAAAGAUCAGCAAGAAAUGGUUGAGAGAGCUGUGAAAUAUGAAAGUCGACGGCAUCGUUCACCUGAAAGUGCGAUGCAAGAAGAAGAAAAUCGACGUACACGCGAUCGACAACUUCAGGCUCGUAUUCGCGAAAUAACUGGUAAAAUACGGGAACGCCGUAAUCGGGCACCAGGCAAUGCUUCGGAAGAUAAACAUCAAGCGGAAUUAGAUCUUCACGAGCUACGAAAACUUCAAAAUGAAGUCCGUCAACGACGUAUUCAGAUCAAUACUCGUUUUAAAGCUUACACUGGUGAUGUAAAAGCUCGUAAAAAAUUGUAA
Molecule: messenger RNA, 1446 nt
Organism: Adineta ricciae
Lineage: Eukaryota; Metazoa; Rotifera; Eurotatoria; Adinetida; Adinetidae
Source: the annotation of a GenBank genome assembly